AUGGGUUACAAAUCCACUUUUGACGAAUCUGGGGGUGGGCGUCUGAGCUCAACCCGCUCGAGGAUCCUGGAUCCCAAACUGCAGAAGAAGAAGCGAGCAGAAAUCUGUAGGCCAACGGGGGCCCCAGGCUGGGCCACAGUCUCCAUAUCGCUGGUCCGGGACCGCGAGGAGGCGAAGAACAAAUUGUCGGCGCUGGUGCACCGCUUAUGGUUGUUCACAGGGUCAAAGGUCGGGCCGGAGGACGCGAUGCCGCGCAUCGUGGAGCAGCCGCCAGAUCUGCUGGUCUCCCGAGGCGAGCCGGCCACGCUGCCCUGCCGCGCGGAGGGCCGGCCGCGGCCCAACAUCGAGUGGUACAAGAAUGGGGCGCGCGUGUCCACCGCGCGCGAGGAUCCGCGCGCACACCGCCUGCUUCUGCCCAGCGGCGCCCUCUUCUUCCCGCGCAUCGUGCAUGGGCGCCGCGCGCGGCCGGACGAGGGUGUCUACACUUGCGUGGCGCGCAACUACCUGGGAGCGGCGGCUAGUAGAAACGCCUCUCUAGAAGUGGCAGUCCUCCGCGAUGAUUUCCGGCAGUCUCCUGGGAACGUGGUGGCGGCCGUGGGGGAGCCCGCGGUAAUGGAAUGCGUGCCCCCCCGCGGCCACCCAGAGCCCUCCGUGUCCUGGAAGAAGGAUGGUGCUAGACUCAAGGAGGAGGAGGGAAGGAUCACGCUCCGUGGAGGGAAGCUGAUGAUGUCACAUACGCUCAAGAGUGAUGCAGGGAUGUAUGUGUGCGUGGCCUCCAACAUGGCAGGAGAACGGGAGAGUGGGGCAGCUAAACUUGUGGUCCUGGAGCGUCCCUCAUUCCUGCGUAGACCAGUGAAUCAGGUGGUCCUGGCUGAUGCCCCCGUGGACUUCCCAUGUGAGGUGCAGGGGGAUCCCCCGCCUCGUCUACGCUGGCGCAAGGAGGAUGGGGAACUGCCCACAGGCAGGUAUGAGAUCCGGAGCGACCACAGCCUUUGGAUCGGGCGUGUGAGCGCUGAAGAUGAGGGGACUUACACCUGCGUGGCGGAGAACAGCGUGGGCCGCGCCGAAGCAUCCGGCUCCCUCAGUGUUCACGUCUCUCCCAGAGGCCAGCUCAGCAUCGCUGAAGUGCAGAGCGGGGAUGCUGGCUACUACGUGUGCCAGGCUGUCAGUGUGGCCGGCAGCAUCUUGGCCAAGGCUCUGUUGGAGGUGAAAGGAGCCUCCCUGGAUGGGCUGCCUCCCAUCAUCCUCCAGGGACCAGCCAAUCAGACGCUGGCACUUGGCUCCUCUGUGUGGCUGCCAUGCAGAGUGACUGGGAACCCUCAACCUAGUGUCCAGUGGAAGAAGGAUGGGCAGUGGCUGCACGGGGAUGACGUCCAGCUCAACCUAAUGGCCAACGGUACCCUGCACAUCGCCAGUGUGCAGGAGAUGCACAUGGGAUUCUAUAGCUGUGUGGCCAAGAGUUCCACAGGGGAGGCCACCUGGAGUGGCUGGCUGAGGAGGCGGGAAGACUGGGGAGUAUCACCAGACCCCCCUACAGAACACAGUACCCCUCCGGGGCCUCCCUCGCAACCAGUGGUCACUGACAUUACCCAGAACAGCAUUACCCUGACCUGGGAGCCUAACCCACAAGUUGGGGCCACAGUCGCCUCUUAUGUGAUAGAGGCCUUCAGCCAAGCCUCUGGCAACACGUGGCGGACGGUGGCAGACGGCGUGCGGCUGGAGACACACACCGUCAGUGGCCUGCAGCCCAGUACCAUCUACCUGUUCCUGGUGCGAGCCGUGGGAGCCUGGGGCCUCAGUGAGCCCAGCCCCGUCUCCAAGCCCGUCCGCACCCAGGACAGCAACCCAUCCGGGCCAGUGGAGGAGGACCCGUGGAGAGGCCAGCGGGGACUGGCUGAAGUGGCUGUGCGUCUGCAGGAGCCCGUAGUCCUUGGGCCCCGGACCCUGCAGGUGUCCUGGACUGUAGAUGGCCCAGUCCAGCUGGUACAAGGUUUCCGGGUGUCUUGGAGGGUAGCAGGUCCUGAUGGGGGAAGCUGGUCAGUGCUGGACCUACAGUCCCCAAACCAGCAAAGUACUGUGCUAAGAGGACUCCCCCCAGGGACUCAAAUUCAGAUCAAGGUUCAAGCUCAAGGCCAGGAGGGGCUGGGGGCUGAAAGCCCCUUGGUGACCAGGAGCAUUCCUGAGGAGGGUAAGGGGGUGGGGCCCAGAGCUGAUGGGUGGACAAGAGGGAAGAAGGAGUGGGGGAGGAUGAAGGUUUGCCUGGGGAGAGCAAGGAGCCGGUGGGAAGGGGGGAUGCAUCUCACUUCCCUAAGAUGUUAG
Molecule: messenger RNA, 2319 nt
Organism: Lagenorhynchus albirostris (white-beaked dolphin)
Lineage: Eukaryota; Metazoa; Chordata; Mammalia; Artiodactyla; Delphinidae
Product: roundabout homolog 3-like
Exons: 14
Coding region: 1-2319 (772 amino acids)
Biological process (GO): axon guidance; cell-cell adhesion
Cellular component (GO): axon; plasma membrane
Molecular function (GO): protein binding
Source: RefSeq, a predicted model, not a curated record